UCCUCUUCCCCCAUGCUCUAUGCGGCGCUCGGGCCGCUGCGGGAGUUUCGUUUCCUGCUCUUCGCCAUGAUGAACAAAUGAACUCGCGGGGAAUGAAAUUUAAAUUCCAAAAAGGGGAGAAAGUGCUGUGUUUUGAACCAGACCCUACCAAGGCUAAAGUGUUGUACGAUGCCAAGGUUGUUGAUGUUGUUGUUGGCAAAGAUGACAAAGGCAGAAAAAAUCCUGAGUAUCUGAUCCACUUUAAUGGUUGGAAUCGUAGCUGGGAUAGGUGGGCAGCAGAAGACCAUGUUCUUCGUGACACUGAUGAAAACCGGCGAUUACAAAGAAAGCUGGCAAGGAAAGCCGUAGCUCGC
Molecule: messenger RNA, 353 nt
Organism: Staurois parvus
Lineage: Eukaryota; Metazoa; Chordata; Amphibia; Anura; Ranidae
Source: the annotation of a GenBank genome assembly